ACAAAUUCUCUGACAAAUAGUGUGAAAGCAAAGCAAAAAGUUAAAAGGAGAAUUGAACCUAACGUUAAUCUUUCCGAAGUGAAACGUUUAUCCUCACCUCUAUUUUUUUUUAUUUUCUAUUUUUAAUUUUUUUCUCUCUAUAUAUACAUACACAUAUACAUAUAAUCUCUGUAUCUCUUUGCAAAAACAAGAAAAAAAAAAUGGCUGCGAGUAGUACUGAUCCUACCCAACAACUCAAUGACUACAUUAGGACCAUGCAUGAUCAGGGCAUAUUGGAUGAUAAUUUUGAUCAACUGCUAGCGCUGCGACGUGAACAAAAUCCUCGGUUUAUUAAUGAACUGAUCUCUAUGUUCACCAACGAUGCUGAAGCUUACAUUGCCGAAAUCACUAAUGCUCUGAGCUUAAUUGAGGUGAACUUUUCAACCAUCAUAAGCAAACUCCAUCAGCUCAAAGGCAGCACCUCUGGCAUUGGCGGUCACCGGAUGUAUCAAGCUUGUUGCGAGUUACGUGUCGCCGCCGACGACGGCGACAAAGACAGGUGCGAUGAAUUAUUUCUGCGAGUGAAGGAGGAGUUCAAUACUUUGAAGCAAUGCUUGGAUUCCAUAUCCCAGAUGCGGAGCAACAUCAUCAGCAAUGGGACCAGAAGUCGUCGUCGUCGACCUCUGUAAACUCCUUUUGUUUAGACAUGGAAAAUAAAUCUCGUCUGUUUUACUUUCGAGACUGCUUUGAUGCUUUUGGUGUGUGAGACUUUGCUUUUCUGUUUCUUGCUUUGUGUGUUGUUUGCCAUUUGAGCUUUCUCUUUAAACUAUAAAGAGACCUCCAUAAUACGAUUUGUUGUUGCUUUGGUUA
Messenger RNA from Gossypium arboreum, 849 nucleotides. RefSeq names its product histidine-containing phosphotransfer protein 1-like. Gene Ontology annotation, cellular component: nucleus; cytoplasm. The coding region runs from base 201 to 668 and encodes 155 amino acids. NCBI's taxonomy places the organism in Eukaryota, Viridiplantae, Streptophyta, Magnoliopsida, Malvales, Malvaceae. Gene Ontology annotation, molecular function: protein histidine kinase binding; histidine phosphotransfer kinase activity. The transcript has 6 exons. Gene Ontology annotation, biological process: cytokinin-activated signaling pathway; phosphorylation; phosphorelay signal transduction system. The record is from RefSeq and is a predicted model, not a curated record.